AUGCGGCAAAGAUGGCGUCCUGACAAAGGACUGCCACCCGCCACCGGGAAACGGGUCGCAGACCGGGGAAGUCCUGGCCGUCCCCCGGUCCCUCGAAUAGAUUUCACCCCGCGGCCGCACCUCGACGUAAUUAUUAAGGGCAUCCGACUACGCGCGCUACUCGACACCGGCUCCGAGAUUUCUUUUAUAAACACCGAUGCGCGAAACAGGCUAGAAGGAGCACAAGACAGGGUUAAGAGUAACGAGAAAGAAGUACAAUUAGCUGACGCACAGAUAAUUACCCUGCCCGGGUCGUUGGAACUACCUGUCUCCAUCGGCACACGACACCUGACGCACGCCUUCUAUAUAAUGCCCACCCUCAAGAGCGCCGUGCUCAUAGGGAUGGACAUCUGGGCACAGCUAGGCUACGCAAUACCCGCACCUCCGCCGACCAUCACGACAAAUCACCUCGCCACGAUCGCAACAGCCAAAGGGUUAGCGACGCGAUCCCAAAACAAAAGCCGCGAUCUAAAAGCAUUCCUGCGCGAAGAAUUACCUUUAUUCGAACUAGUGCAAGGCCCUACGGCUCUGUCACAACAUGAGAUCCCCGUAAAACCAGGCGUACGGCCGAUCAAACAACGGUACCGUCCCCGAAACCCCGCCGUCCAAGCGGUCAUCGACCGCGAAGUGCAAGAGAUGCUCAGCGAGGACAUAAUCGAACCCGCCGUCAGCGCAUGGAGCUCUCCUGUAAAUAGUAAAAAAGAAAAACGGGAAAAACCGUUUUUGCAUUGA
Messenger RNA from Cyphomyrmex costatus, 771 nucleotides. RefSeq lists its product as uncharacterized. The record is from RefSeq and is a predicted model, not a curated record. Bases 1 to 771 code for a protein of 256 amino acids. Gene Ontology annotation, molecular function: aspartic-type endopeptidase activity. Gene Ontology annotation, biological process: proteolysis. The transcript has a single exon. Lineage: Eukaryota; Metazoa; Arthropoda; Insecta; Hymenoptera; Formicidae.